GGCGAGCUUGAUGAGCUUCGCCGCCAACUCAAGGAACUCAUAGAGAAGGGUUGGAUCCGGCCGAGUGUCUCUCCUUAAGGAUCUCCAGUACUAUUCGUACCUAAGAAGAAGGAGGGCACUCUCAGGAUGUGCAUUGACUAUAGGGGCCUCAAUGACAUCAUUGUGAAGAACAGAGGGUCCCUACUGCACAUCGACGAUCUGUUAGAUAGAGUGCAAGGGUGUAGGUACUUCAGUAAGAUAGAUCUGAAGUCCGAGUACCAUCAGAUUGCAAUCCGGCUCGAGGAUCAACACAAAACCGCAUUUCAGACCAGGUACGGUCUGUACGAGUUUGUGGUGAUGCCUUUUGGCCUUUGCAAUGCUCCUGGCACCUUUCAGCACGCUAUGAAUCGGAUAUUCCAUGACUACCUGGAUAAGUUUGUCGUCGUGUACCUCGAUGACAUACUUAUUUUUAGUAAGACUGUCGAGGAGCACGUUGCACACUUAGACAAAGUUCUCUGUCUCCUGCGACAACACAAGUUCAAGAUCAACGGUGAAAAGUGCGAGUUUGGCCGCACCCGUAUCUUGUACUUGGGUCAUGAGAUCUCCGCGGAAGGGUUGAAGCCCGAUGAUGCGAAGGUGGCCAAGGUGGCCAACAUUCGUGAUUGGCCACGAUCUCAAUCUGUGACUGAGCUGAGAUCUUUCUUAGGAAUGACCGGUUACUAUAGGACUUUCGUUAAGAACUAUAGCAUAGUGACCGCUCCUUUGACUGAUCUGACUCGCCUUGACACCCCGUGGGAGUGGACAAAUAAGUGCGAGGCUGCUUUCAGACAUCUGAAGCAUGCACUAACGCAUUAUGAAGUCUUGAAACUUCCCGAUCCUGAUAAGCCGUUUAUAGUAACCACGGAUGCUAGCCAAUAUGGCAUUGGCGCCGUGCUUGCGCAGCAGGAGGGGCCAAAGUUGAGGCCUGUGCCGUCUCAGAAGUUGGCUAAGUCCACCUAUGAGAAAAAACUCUAUGUGGUGUUCAAGGCGUUGACCCAUUGGAGACACUAUCUCCUUGGGAGGUUCUUAAUCCUCAGGACUAAUCAUCAGACCUUGAGAUGGAUGAGAACUCAGCCUGCACUCUCUGACGCAUUGAAGCGUUGGAUAGAAGUCAUUGAGCAGUAUGACUUUGACCCUCAGUACAUUAAGGGUGAGUACAACAAGGUUGCUGAUGCCUUGUCGCGUAGACCUGACUUCUCAGGUGCGCUGAUUACUGAGUACGAUCUUACGGAUGAUGUCACUCGAUCCUUGGUGGAAGCCUAUCGAGAGGACCAGUUUAUGUCUGAGAUCAUACGCAGACUCGAGGCAAAGGAUAAACAAACUUCAGCCGAGUUUGAGUUAGUCAAUGGCUUGCUGUUUCUCGAGAAGGAAGGGAAUAAACGUUUGUGUGUCCCUGAUAAAGAGUCUUUGCGUAGUUUGUUUUUAGGCGAGUGUCAUGACGCCACCGGCCAUUUUGGGUACAAGAAGACCGCAGCCAAUUUGCUGCAAAGAUUCUGGUGGCCCACGAUGUUAAAAGAUGCUAAGCUGUUGUUCAAAGAGAGCUGGGUGAGGGAUUUUGGAUUGCCUAAGUCUAUUGCAAGUGACAGGGAUGUCAGAUUUACAAGUGAGUUAUGGAAGGCCGCUGCAAAUGAACAGGGAACUCAACUGCAAAUGACUUCUGGAAACCAUCCAGAAGCAAACGGCCAGGCUGAACAAAUGAACCGCGCUGUUCAACACCUGUUGAGGCAUUACAUUAAGCCCAAUCAGGUGGACUGGGACGAAAAGCUUGCUCUUGUCGCCAGUCUGUACAAUAACGCUGUACACAGCGCUACCGGGAUUCCUUCACUUGGCGGUGCCAUGUGUGCAUGCACGUGGCAUUUCUUCUACAAUGCGGAGUCGUUGGAGAUCUUAGUCGCGACUCAGUCACUCCUUACUCUCAUCGGGAAUUGCACACUGUGGUUUGCGGCAUAUCGAAUCUUCAAACAAGCGCGGGCUGAAUGACAUCAUCAGCAGAUUCAGCACGCUGAUGAUUGAUCAGGAGGACAGGGGACCUACUACAAGCUUUCCCCCCCCCCCCAAAAUUUGUACUUUUCCAUGUUUGUGGAGGAGGGGGGAAAAGGAAAUGUACCGAGAAAAUUGAGAGACUACUAAAUUAGGAUUGUGGCAAUCGGGGUCAUCGUUUUAGGUUGCAGUUUAUGUGAAAAACCUGUCAUAUCGGAAAGACAAAGCAAAGAGGAGGUUCAAGCUUGUGGACUCAAUGUGGAGUGUUGGAGGGGAAACCCCUUAGGAUGGAUGACAGUGUGGCGGCCGUCGAUACGUGGCGUCAGGGACGCCAAUUUCUGAUGUACCAUGAUUGUUCUUUUUUUUCCGCUGUUUUUUUUUUUUUUUUUUUUUUUUUUUUAAACCCCUUUUUUUUUUUUUUUUUAAACUUUGAAGUUUUAACCUUUUUUUUUUUUUUUUUUCCUAAGUUGAUCUUUCUUCAAUACGUUCAAUUUGAAUUUGGUUCGACAACUGUGUGAUUAUCUUCUACUACUACUCCUACUACUACUUCAUGCCCAGGUGGGCACCCAGGCGUGUAUCCGGGGACAAGUUGGGUGCCCCGACAAACAACCUAGGGUAUUAAGUACUAUUAACACAAUUAUUAUAUUAUCUGUGGUUUGGUGAUCUUCUCUCUGGUUGAUUUCAAUAAACGUUCAUUAACUUG
Messenger RNA from Chara braunii, 2701 nucleotides. NCBI's taxonomy places the organism in Eukaryota, Viridiplantae, Streptophyta, Charophyceae, Charales, Characeae. The record is from the annotation of a GenBank genome assembly.